CCAGUUUGUGGCAGCGCGCCAUUUCCGCUAGGGCAAGGGAUGUCCGGAAGUGACCGACAAGGCACUUGUCGACAUCCACUACAAUAGUGAGUACAAGAUGUCCCACAAGUUCCUAGAGCGGAUCCAGCGAUUUGAGGAGCUUCACUGUGCGGCCCCUGCGACGGAUCCGCGAUGGGACGAGGGAGGGGAGGGAGAAAUGAGGGACGCGGAGGAGCACAUCGACGUGGACGACGACGUCGAGGAGGUUGCACGGGCGGGGUCGUCAGGGAGGGAGCGAGGGAAGGGCGUUGUCAGCAAGCCGAGGGGGCAGCAGGGCCAGUACUUUGCAUCGGCGCACGUGUCUGUUCGUACACGGGCAGCUGCGGAUACGACUGAGGCGGGUCCGUCUGCGGGGAAGAGGAAGGACAGAGAGGAGGGGGCCAGACCGACGACAGCAAAGAAGAGGAUGAGACGGAACACGAUUACGGAGUCAUUCACUUCAAAGUGGCAGAUGGAGUUCAAGAAGAAGUGGCUGCGUUUUGUAUACAGUCAGCGCCUGGCGUUCAACGUCUUCCGGAGCGAGCCGUGGUUGGACGUCGUCCGACACUUCAGGGAUUUGUCGGGGCCAAUGAAGGUGUUGUGGCCUUCAGAGAAUGAGAUCGCGGACAUAGAGACCAUUGUCCACACGGCGGACGAUGUGGGAGCUGAUCUCGCGGAGGUCAGGGCUCCUUUCUAUGUCACGGGGGCCACCAUUAUGUCAGACGGAAGGAAGUCACGCGAUGCUAGACCCAUCGUUAACUUCCUUGCCGGCGGGUCACGUGGGGUGAUGCUCAUCCGGACAAUGAACAGGGAGGGUGAGCGGGAUCGGGCGCCUGAUGUGUUGGCGCGCUGGAUCAAGGUGUUCGAUGACUUCUCCCCUAAGUGGGUGAAUGCCAUCUGCACCGACUCCGCCUCGCCGUACGUCGUCGCGGCGAACAUGCUCCAGGGGCCCCAGCAGAGGCCAGAGCAUCGACGGAUCGCGUGGCUCCUAUGCGCAGUGCAUGUCUGCAACAAGAUGUUGUCAGACAUUGGCUGUUCGGGCCCGUGGUCCAAGGACAUCAGCGUGAGGGGGAGAGCGGUGGUGCGCUUCAUUAAGGAGUACGACGCCGCUCUCCAUAUCUUCCGGGGGGAGAGCGGUCAGAUGGGCCUCAUCUAUCCUUACGAGACACGUUUCGCAUCCGUGUUCGCGAUGGUGGAGCGUUUGCUGGCAGUGAGGUCAGCUUUGGUGAGGACGGUGGAUGGCGAUACUUGGGGUAUGGUUCCUUGGGACCAUUUUAUUCGUCAUUUGGCUAGGUGGGUCAGGUGGCAGGUGCGACAUGGCAGUUGGUGGGAUUCCAUGGGCAUCUUGUUGCGUAUCAUGGAGCCUGUGUACAACCUGCUGUGCAGGUUGGACCACGGAGGGCUGCAUUUGUCGCGGGUGGUUGAGUGGACACAGGAUCUGGCCUGCCAGGUAGCAGAGGAGGUUUGUGCACUUCCGACAGAUCUUGCACACUACAUUGUGCAGAGGGUGCAGGCUCGAUGCGCUCACAUGCUGGAGACGGCGCACGCCGCUGCUCACCUUCUUUGUCCCAGCCAGCGGGACUUGUGGUACUUCGAGGGUGUGGUCAGCGACUACGACGCGAGCUUGGUGAGGGAGGUGGAGACUUACAUCUUGUCGCAGACAGGGUUCAGUGUAGCGAGUCGCGACUACGAGACCGCAUUCGUUGUUGGACGUGGAGGGAGGUAUCGGGAUUCGCCCCUCGUGGAAGGGGACGGACGAGAACCUCAGAGCAGGACGUGGGAGGAGGUCGAGGAUCAGAGACGUUCAUGGCAGCGAGACCCAUGUGGGUCCAGAGCUCGUCCGAGUGAUGUGGGCGAUGUUUUUGGGACUCGAGCCGCCACAUUCCACCCGUACUUUCGAGACGACAGUGAUUCCGAGGGUCACGCGGACGAGGACGAGCCGGCGGGCCCCGCUACCGCCACUCCUGCGGCGGAUGAGCGUGAUGAGUGGAGCGACCCAGAGGACGUCCAUAGACGGAGUGGCGGAGAUGACCUUUUCGUUCGAGUUGAUUUGGAGGAGGAGUCUGGGGGUCGUCAUGGGAGCCCUUUAGAGCAUCUGAGGCCUACGUCCGCUGAGCGCGAGAGAGAUCCUGGGUCUGCACCUUCGAGGGGGGCAGAGUCGGGGAUUGGCCAUCGUCCUCUAGGUCGCUCUGGCACGGCAUCCUCCACCGCUCUUCCCACUUUGACGGAGCAGCUUCAUCGACAGCCAGCCGAUGCAGAUCGAUUGCAGAGAUUGGUGAGGGGCCCGAGACAGCGAUUGGAGGACAGAUUAGAGGGCGGUCCUAUGCCGGUGCAGGGUGACGACGGAGACACACAGGGGUUGGUUGGUGGAGAUGGCGGUGCGUUGGCAGGAGGUGGAGGCGGUGAUGAGGUUGAUGCAGCGGUUGAUAGGAUACCGAUGGGCGGCGGAGGCGUUUUCAGUGAGUUUGGUGACUUGGGUAUGCCCCCGGGAGAGAGCGUCGGUCUGGCCCGAGGAGAGAGCGAGUCCCGUGGGGACAUCAGUGUGGGUAUGCAGGACUUACUGGGACAGAUCAGCUUCGCGGAUCCUAGUAGUUUCUCCCCUGCCAUGCGCGCAGAGGUGAUGUUGGGGGCAGAGGGGGAUGAGGACCGGACACCCUCUGGAGAGACAUCUGCAGAGAGGCUGGAUAGGCUUGAUAGUCGUCGAGCUUGCCUCAUGGCACAGAGGGACCCCACGACUCAGGAGCUCGCCCGUCUUACGGCGGAGGACCGACGGAGGCAGCUGGGGACAUUCACGCCGGCGUCCAUUGACGUGGGGCCAGCUGCCCACACGGAUCCUCUGGUAGAGGAGCCACGUUCGGAGCCAGCGCCGCCUCCUGCCGUCCAGCUGAGGCUCGAGGAGACAUUGCAGGAGGUCGCGGGCGUGCCUCUGCCCGUGGGUUCAGUUGAGGGUGCCGUGCAUAUGUCCCCGGGUCUAGAGGACAUACAUACGGGGCAGUCAGUGGGCGUUGAUGAUAUUCGCCCAUCGGCACAAGCGAAGGGGAUAGCGCCAACCACUGGGGGGUACGGGGCCGUAGAGGGGGCCGUUGGUGUUGGCGGGUCGGGGGUGCCAUCCGCGGCCGAUCCGAUGUCCACGUCUGGCGGGGGAGACCCCGCACAGGUGGACAGCCGUGACGCGGACAGACAGGAGAUGCCACAGACUUUGGUGGUUCGCACUGCUGUGGGGCCAGUGGUGCCACAUCAGGCACCGUUUUUGGAGGGUUAUAGGCGUUUUGCACAUGGCGGUGGCCCGUUCGAGGAGCGACGUAUAGGCAGGGGCGCGCGCAUACCCGCGGUCCCUACUUUUGCGCCGUCACGGACGAGGCCGGAGAUCAGGCAUGUGGCUAUGCCUCGGGGCAGCCUCCCUUUUGGUUUUAUGACUGCUGAGGAGUUGGAGGACCACAGCAGGAGGGAUUUGAGGUCAGUCCCGGAGGAGGGGAAGCUGCCUCACGUGCAGGACUUAUCUUGGGGGUCAGCCAACCCCAGCUUACCUUCUGGGUGUUCCAUCGCAGCGCCAUCUGGCGGGGCUGCAUGGGACUUACCUUCUGGAGGUUCCGUCGCAGCGGCAUCUGGCGGGGCCGCAGCGGACUUACCUUCUGGAGGUUCGGUCGCAGCGCCAUCUGGAGGCGCCGCAGGCCCUUCGUCACCCUUGACCACAACUCCCAGAGAGGUCGGUAGUCUCACCCCGAGGUCGGUUGCCCGUAGACGGAGAGACACUACCCAGCGUGCGCGGGAGUUGCUGGACACCAUGUAGUUCGGUCGCACUGAUCGACCAUGGAGUGA
Chara braunii is the source of this 3837-nucleotide messenger RNA. Lineage: Eukaryota; Viridiplantae; Streptophyta; Charophyceae; Charales; Characeae. The record is from the annotation of a GenBank genome assembly.